AUGGUUGUUGACGGAUCCUCCUACUGGCAUUUCUUCAACUCCUGGUGGGAAGUUUUCAGAACAAAAGCAUAUAAAAAUGGUGAUUUAAUUCCCAUUUCACGUCCUCCUGUUAUCCAAAGAUGGAUCCCGGAAGGAUCCGAUCCGAUCCUCACACUACCAUUUACCCGUGAAGACGAAUUCAUCGAUAGACCCUAUGCUCCAUUGUUAAGAGAGAGAAUCUUUCAUUUUUCGUCGGCUUCUCUCUCUAAGCUAAAAGCGAAAGUGAAUUCAGAGUGCAAUACAACCAAAAUUUCAUCGUUGAAGGCGCUCUCAGCCGUUGUCUGGAGGUGCGUGACGCGUGCACGGCGGUUACCGGCAGACCAGGAAACCGGUUGCAGAUUGGCCUUCAACAACAGACACAGGCUAUCUCCGCCUUUACCUGAAACUUACUUGGGUAACUCGAUUGCUGCAGUUAGAGGAACAGCGACGGCGGGGGAGUUGCUGGAUCACGGUGUUGGGUGGGCGGCAUGGCGGUUGCACCAAGCGGUGGUUAAUCAUGACGAUAAAGUGAUAAGGGAAUUUGUGGAUUCGUGGGUAAAGAAUCCGUUUGUGUAUAAAAUGAGUCGGCUUUUUGAUGCGAAUAGCAUACAGAUGGGAAGCUCGCCGAGAUUUGACAUGUACGGAAAUGAAUUCGGGUUAGGGAAAGGAGUGGCGGUUCUGAGCGGGUAUGCUAAUAAAUUCGACGGGAAAGUGACAUUGUAUGAAGGACGGGAGGGCGGAGGAAGCAUGGAUCUAGAAGUCUGCUUGUUGCCGGAAAACAUGGCGGCUUUUGAAUGUGACGAAGAAUUCAUGAAUGUUGUUAAUGGCCUUUUAUAA
Molecule: messenger RNA, 855 nt
Organism: Lactuca virosa
Lineage: Eukaryota; Viridiplantae; Streptophyta; Magnoliopsida; Asterales; Asteraceae
Source: the annotation of a GenBank genome assembly